GCCGGUGUGGGACAGUGUGUGAUGGUUGCGUCCAUGGCUUCCUGAAUAACAGAAAGAAAGCAGAGCUUAGCUACCAAGACGUGCCACACGUGAAACUACAGCAUGUUGCAGGGGCAGCGCGUUAAAACAGCUCUAAAACGGCAUUUGAAGAACAAACAAUUGACGGAGGAUGGUGAGUUUUGGAGGCUCGUUCAAACGGCAGCUAACGCUCACGCGUACGUGCGUGCCAAGCUAGUAACCCAAAAAAUAAUUGAAUUCAACGGACGAGAUGAGCAGCCUUUCCCAGCAGUGGAAGACACAGAAUUGGCCGAGUGCUUUCUCACGUUCCAGCGAUGUACUCUCACAUCCAAAGUCUCCUUAAAGAAGACAUAUCAUCCUCUGAAAGUGUAACCCCCCCCCUUUAUUCAUCAAUUACUCUUUUUAUUAGUAAGUACCUAUUUUUUGGGUCCACUGGCAGUCAAAGGACCUUGGAAUUUUCUCCUUUAUACGGUACACCUGGCCAAUAGCACUCUUUGUAUAAUGUAAUAAUGUAUAAUUAAUCCAUCUGAUCGGUACCGGUAUCGGACGAUUUCAGUCCUGGAUGAUCGGUAUCGCAGCAUAAAACCCUGAUGGGAGCAUCCCUGGUACGUAAUCAUUGGAGUUAUUGACGAGAUUGGAGCUGUUGAUGGGCUACUUUAGUGGUCUACACUUCCGGUGGACCAGCCAGGAUGCUUUUCAUGCUGUGCUUAUGUUAAAUAAUCGUGUGAGCCACUUUUAACAAACACAAAUGAUUAGACGAGGUGUUAUGAGUGCAUCUGUUAGCUUAGCUUCUUUAGCCCCUGAACACAUUUUUGAAGGGGGAGCCUGGAAGUCGUCUUUUUUGUAAAUUCUUACACUAAAAAUGAAAAAACAAUUUUCUCAAAACCAUGGUGGUCAGCAAUGUUCUCCCAAAUUUUUCAGACAUGCAAACAACCUGAGCGUUCCUCGGAGCUCAAUCAGACGUGCACACUGUAGUAUCACACUUGUCCCAAACCUGAGAGCUGAGGUAGUCCAGCUUCCUUCCUGUGGUGUUUAGUGUAUGAGAGGGUGGAAAAGGACAGCAAGGCGUAUUUCACAAGCUAGCUUUCUUUACUGGCAUCUCAUCCCAUUCAUCAUCCCAGUCUCGUAGGAAACACCUAGUUUGUCAUUUCAUUUUCCUUUUUGUCUUGUUUACCAUUGAUUCUGUUCAUCAUGGAGAGAGUGUUCCCUCAUUUAUGGUGGGGGAUAGGUUCCCAAAAUACCCGCAAUAAGUGGAAUCUGCUAAGUAGCCAACUGUAUUUGUUUCCAAUGAUUCUACUUGUAUAUGCUUUAAGGCUGUAAAACCUUCACCGUACACUUGAUACACUUUUCUCAGACAUACGUUAACAUUUUCUCACAUUUCUCUUGUUUAGACACUUUCAAAGAAGUCCAAACCUGCGUUUGACUUUUAAUGAUCAACCUGCAGGUCGGACACAAGAAAUUAUUAAGUGACUCACGCGUAUUUCACUCCCGUGACCGUGACCGUGGGCGGCAGGAGGCACAAGGAGGCCGCAACACACGACUUAGCAAGCCGCACGCAGCUCUCGGAACUCCGCUGCCCCGUUAGCAAAACAGCAGCAUGUACUACGUAACGUAAAGACGUAAUGAAUUGAUACGUGCAAACGGGAUGUUAUCAUUGGCUGGGCAGUGUUGGCCAUCGUGUUCUUCUGUAUGGUCUUACUGCCCGUUGUCGCCUGUCACUCACAGUUGCAUCGCAAAAUGCUACAGAAUAAAUGUGUUUUUUUGGGUUUUUUUACAAAAAGUCCCAGGAACGGGCAGGCAGAGUUCAUGUAAAAAGCAGAGGAGAAGAGUUCCUGAAACACCAACUGCUGCCAUCACCUCUGGCGGGUGUGUGUGGAUAAGCAUCCUUUCCUCCUGUAGAAACACUCAAACAAAGUACCUGUAGUAGUAGUGCCGGUUCACAGCACAAGUUAUGUGAAGGACGCCCCCUCAGAGCACCAGCUGAGCUCGCUGAUUACCAUCUCAACCGCACAUAAAAAAAGAUGUUGAGUCGGAAUGUUUAAGUGUGUCAAGCCGAGCCGUUUCUUGUCGGGUGCGAGCGGAAUGUUUAAAGCUGUCGGUCUGACUGCGGCUUUGUCAGCCACGCGUGGACUUGCUACAUAGCCGAGUUGAGCCGAGCCGGGCCCGCCUUCCAGAACCGCAAUGCACACUUGUUUGAAUUCUCCCUCCAUCGCUGCCAUCUCAGACUUUGAUGUGCCCACAAAGCAGUGCGAGUGUGACUAGCCUGCGGGCAUCGUGACUACGAACACAAAUCAUACUGAAGAGGGGGAAAGGAGCUGGUGCUAGUGCUUUUUUCCCUGCCCAGAUGGCCCAGUGAUGACAAAUGUCCCCACAUUAAAGGUCUAUGGAAAUGCAGGACCUAGCCAGUCCUCACAACCGCGUGGGAGGCGGGGAUUCGACGGGCUCCAAGCUGGACAAGAACAACCUGGGCAGCCCUUCCAUCACCACCAAUGGAACAGGAGGUGAAAACAUGACCGUUCUAAACACGGCUGAUUGGCUGCUGGGCUGCAGCAGCCCGCCCCCAGCGCCCGCCUCCAAGGACUAUGUGAAAACAGAGCCCAUGAACAACAGCGAGGCGGUCACCACGACAGGCGACGCAGCUCUAGACUCCUACGGCAGCUCAGUCAUCACCAGCAGCGGAUACAGUCCUCGCUCCGCACACCAGUACUCUCCUCCUCUCUACCCGUCUAAACCUUACCCACACAUCCUCUCCACACCGCCUGCCCCGUCCAUGCCGACUUACGCGGGCCAGCCCCAGUUCAGCAGCAUGCAGCAGUCUGCCGUCUACACGUACUCUCAAACGGGACAGGCCUAUGGACUGUCUGGCUACGACCUGGGCGUGAUGCUGCCAGGCAUCAAGACAGAGAGCGGCCUGGCGCAGAGUCAGUCUCCUCUCCAGACGGGCCUGAGUUACAGCCCCGGCUUCACCACGCCUCAGCCCGGACAGACGGCCUACUCGCCCUACCAGAUGCCAGGUUCAAGUUUCACCCCCUCCUCAGGCCUCUACGCCACCAACAACUCCGUGUCCAGUCCCACCAACUACACUGCUGCUCAGCAGGACUACCCCUCGUACACAAGCUUUGGCCAAAACCAGUACGCCCAGUAUUAUUCCGCCUCCACGUACGGGACGUAUAUGACCUCCAGUGGUGUGGAUGGGACCGGCUCCACUGCAGCCUACCAGCUGCAAGACCCCGCCCCUGCUAUGACGGGCCAGGCUGCAGAACUCCAUCCAGGGGACUUUGAUGCGGUGCAGAGGCCCUCCACGCCCAUCAAGGACCUGGAUGAUCGAGCCUGUCGGAGUGGCGGGUCCAAGUCGCGAGGCAGGAGCCGCAAGAACAACCCCUCUCCUCCCCCAGACAGUGACCUGGAGAGGGUUUUUGUGUGGGAUCUGGAUGAGACCAUCAUUGUCUUCCAUUCCUUGCUCACGGGCUCCUACGCACAGAAAUACGGCAAGGACCCCCCCAUGGCCGUCACGCUGGGUCUGAGGAUGGAAGAGAUGAUUUUCAACCUGGCGGACUCGCACUUAUUCUUUAACGACCUGGAGGAGUGUGAUCAGGUACACAUUGAUGACGUGUCAUCAGAUGACAACGGGCAGGACUUAAGUACUUACAGUUUUGCAACUGAUGGCUUCCAUGCAGCUGCGACCAGCGCCAACCUGUGCCUCGCUACGGGCGUCCGCGGCGGCGUCGACUGGAUGAGGAAGCUGGCCUUCCGCUACCGACGGGUCAAAGAGUUGUAUAGCACGUACAAAAACAAUGUAGGGGGUCUGCUGGGUCCUGCAAAGAGGGAUGCUUGGCUGCAGCUCCGAGCCGAGGUAGAGGCUCUCACCGACUCCUGGCUCACUCACGCCCUCAAGUCGCUGUCCAUCAUCAGCUCCAGGAGUAACUGCGUCAACGUGCUGGUGACCACGACGCAGCUCAUACCGGCGCUCGCUAAGGUUCUCCUCUACAGUCUCGGUUCUGUGUUCCCCAUUGAGAACAUCUACAGUGCGACAAAAAUAGGAAAAGAGAGUUGCUUUGAGCGCAUAAUGCAAAGGUUUGGCAGGAAAGUAGUGUAUGUUGUAGUGGGGGACGGUGUGGAAGAGGAGCAGGCGGCCAAAAAGGUAAAUGGACCUUACUGUGGCCCCGCCCACUGGGUGCAGUGUGAGCUUUAUGAUUGGAUGAAGGCUGCCUGUCUUUGCUGUAGAGGUGUACUGAUACUUUAGUCCUUUUUGCUUCAUUUCCCCUCACUUGCUGUGGUUUGUUGUCAGUCUUGUGCAACUAAAACUCAAUGGUUGUAUUUUUGAACAAUCUGGUUUGUGGGUCCUGCUUUAAGUUAGUGUUAUAGUUUUGCUCUGUAUGUGCAAAAAUGCAGUUUUCUCCAGUUAGAGUUAGUGGGUGUCGGGAUUGUUGGUGUGAGUGCUGAAUUGCUUUCAUGCCAAGAAUGUUUCAGCAGGAUUAUGUUCAAAUAUACAUUUCACAUGGUCAGGUCUCCCCCCCCCCCCAGAAUUUAUUGAAACAUAACUUAAAACGGGCAAAAUCUGUAGAAUAAAAAAGGUGGAAAAUGAGGAUUUGGGCUUUAGCCGAGGUCUGCAUCCCAUUUAGAGAUCACUUGGCAAGAAAGCAAACAUUUCCCCAAACGCUUACGGAGCUUUUAGGACCGCAUGGACUUUGUUUGCAGUGUUUGUUGCAGAGUUUACAUCCAGCAUCAGCUUGUUCUUCAGUGUUUGUGUACUCU
This is a messenger RNA of Dunckerocampus dactyliophorus (ringed pipefish), 4773 nucleotides long. RefSeq names its product EYA transcriptional coactivator and phosphatase 4 (gene eya4). NCBI's taxonomy places the organism in Eukaryota, Metazoa, Chordata, Actinopteri, Syngnathiformes, Syngnathidae. Gene Ontology annotation, cellular component: nucleus. Bases 2402 to 4261 code for a protein of 619 amino acids. The transcript has 17 exons. Gene Ontology annotation, biological process: positive regulation of DNA repair; multicellular organism development; negative regulation of extrinsic apoptotic signaling pathway in absence of ligand. The record is from RefSeq and is a predicted model, not a curated record. Gene Ontology annotation, molecular function: protein tyrosine phosphatase activity.